Molecule: messenger RNA, 1793 nt
Organism: Xyrauchen texanus (razorback sucker)
Lineage: Eukaryota; Metazoa; Chordata; Actinopteri; Cypriniformes; Catostomidae
Product: zinc finger protein Gfi-1-like
Exons: 7
Coding region: 193-1368 (391 amino acids)
Biological process (GO): regulation of transcription by RNA polymerase II
Molecular function (GO): DNA-binding transcription factor activity; RNA polymerase II cis-regulatory region sequence-specific DNA binding
Source: RefSeq, a predicted model, not a curated record
GUCGCGCGCUGCAGUAAUAUCCAGUGGAGCGCACGAGCGCAGCGCAACAGGUAUCUCGAGCUUCUGACAGAACCUACAGAGAACAGCUAUUCAGACGUUGAGCAGCUUGCAGCAAACUUUAAAGCACUUUUCAGGUAGGAUUGGAAAACAGUGAGUGAUUGGUGACCCUGAACCUGAUAACGAAGAAUAAACAUGCCGAGGUCGUUUUUGGUGAAGAGCAAACGGGCACACAGUUAUCACCAACCCCGUUACCUGGACGACAACUGCAUGCAAAUUGAGAAACUUCUCACAUGCCAAGAAAGUCAAAUGGGACAGGUGCCUGAGAGCACAGUGGAUGUAGGGAAGGAUCCGGGCAAUCGUUCCCCUAAAGCCAGCAUGGUGUGUACGGCAGACCAUUCCUCUCAACAGUCCCCACUCAGAUGUGAGGGCAGUGUGUGUGACCACUCAUCAGACUAUGAGGACUUUUGGAGACCUCUGUCCCGAUCUCCCUCUCAAGAUCUGGAUAAAUGCCAGGUGCCUUCACCAGAUGACCCUCAGGCUUUCGACAUGACUUUCCCUCCAUAUGUUUGGGCCCAUUCAACAUCCGAGCUCAGGCACCUCAUUCAAACGUGCAAUCAUGUCCCUGUUUCUAUGGAUCCAGAGCCAUCAAUGGGGGUGUAUGAGUCUACAGAAAGAAGGCCAGGUGCCCAACUCCUCACUGAACCAAGCCAAUCAGGGCGAUUUUACCAGGACUAUGGCUCUUUUACCUCUAACCUUUUGGAUAGUAGAAGCUUUUACGCAGACUUCAAGAUGUCAACUAAAGUAUCAGAGCUUAAUGCAGAGUCGGAUAUUCUUUGCACGCGACUUCAACUAAAUGGGUCGUACAAAUGCAUAAAAUGCACUAAGGUGUUUUCGACCCCUCAUGGUUUAGAGGUUCACGUACGGCGGUCACACAGUGGCACAAGACCCUUCGCUUGUGAAAUCUGUGGAAAAACAUUUGGCCACAGUGUCAGCCUGGAGCAACAUAAAGCUGUCCAUUCACAAGAAAGGGUUUUCAGCUGCAAAAUCUGCGACAAAAGCUUCAAGAGGUCAUCCACUUUGUCCACGCACCUCUUCAUCCACUCUGACACCCGACCAUAUCCAUGUCAAUACUGCGGCAAACGAUUCCACCAGAAAUCAGAUAUGAAGAAACACACGUUCAUUCACACAGGCGAGAAGCCGCACAAGUGUCAAGUGUGUGGCAAAGCCUUCAGCCAGAGUUCAAACCUCAUCACACACAGCAGAAAACACACAGGAUUCAGGCCUUUCGGAUGCGAACUGUGUGGCAAAGGCUUUCAGCGCAAAGUAGAUCUUAGAAGACACAAAGAAACGCAGCAUGGUCUAAAAUAAUAAUUCAAUUAUUUGCUUAGUUUUUGUUUGCACAUUGGACACUAAAGGCUGUAGUAUGUUGUAUGGUUUAAUGAAUUAAGAAAAUAACAGAUUUAUUUGUAUAAUGCAGUCAGAGAGAUUGCAGAUAUUAUGUUUCUGUAUUCAUUCUAAAAUACUAUUCAUUAUAUUAUUGUAUUAAUUUACCAAAAUCAAUUUCUGAAAAACAGUAAUAAACGUAUAAAAUCUAUUAUUUAUUAAAACUUUUAUCUUUUUUAGCCAUAUAUUAAUGGUUUAAUUACAUGUUUGCUACAUUUAUUCAAUCACGUAUGCAUAUUCACAAUAUCUAUAUAGGCCUAUAAUAAAGCCAACUUGAUGUGAAUACCGGUUUUUCACUGUGUAUAGCAAAGAACAUUACAAAUUGGUUAAUUAGAUUAAAAUAUAUAAUA